Molecule: messenger RNA, 1032 nt
Organism: Neoarthrinium moseri
Lineage: Eukaryota; Fungi; Ascomycota; Sordariomycetes; Amphisphaeriales; Apiosporaceae
Exons: 2
Coding region: 1-1032 (343 amino acids)
Source: RefSeq, a predicted model, not a curated record
AUGCCGACGUCACCGGAGGUAGUCGGCCAUCUUUUGCGAGAGAUUGCCCAGAAAGACUACAUCGGGCCCUACACCCUCCACGCUGACUACGAUCGACACACCGGCUGUUCUGCAUUUUUGAUCCUUCACAGGGACGCAACAUUUGCGUCGCCCAUAGAGCUAAAAGACGACCGCUACACCCCGUCUGUGGUGUUCCACCAUGCCACAGAACUGGGUAAAUGCCAAUGCGUCGACUUCAAUGCGCUGCAAGUCCACUGGGACGCCUUCCAAAACGUGAACCGCGCCGCCGUCGCCGCGGCCCGUCGUCUGUACCGCCUCUGGCCCAACUCGGAAUUCGACUUGAGAACGCACUACCGGCAGCUGUGGUUCAGCAUCGUAUCCAUGGCUGUCUCCAAGCACGGCCGGCCCGAGAGGUUCCGAGAAAAGAUUCCCGACGGCGACCAUAGAUGGCCGGCCCGGUACGCUGAGGCCCUGUUUCUCGAACUUUGGGAGCGCGGCCUGCCUGGAUAUGGUAUCGAACCACCGAGGGCCGUAAAGCUAAAUCAGGAACUGGGGUUAUCACAGUAUGAUGUCCAGGAGCUGCUCAUCGUCGCCGCUGUCCGCACUGAGCGCCAGAAAGGCACGGAUUAUAUGCUUUGGUUUGCUGAGAAAGCUUUCAAAACCAUGGACCGGAUCCUUAGACGGCGAAGGCGUACCGCCAAGAGGUAUUCCGAGCCAGAGCUGGAAUUCGCUGGAAAAAGUAUUUCCGAAGAUCCACGCGUCAUCAAGGUCUGUGACAAGGACAGGUACGCAGACACUACUCAAAGAGGAUAUACCUGCAGUCGGCGGUGGUCCAGUGGUGACAUCCACGCCGGUGAGAAAAACCGAGAGAAUGAGCGUGCAGACGCCUUUGAGCAACUUGAGCAACGACGGAAGUUAAUAUUCGAUGCCGUGCCCUCUGAUCGCUGGAAGGAAGACGCAAAAGGGACCAGUAAAUUUCCAGUGGCCGUUAUCCAUAACGCACAAGGUGAGGUCCCGGCCGUUUCUGUAUAG